This is a messenger RNA of Suhomyces tanzawaensis NRRL Y-17324, 1220 nucleotides long. RefSeq names its product pirin family protein. The record is from RefSeq and is a predicted model, not a curated record. The transcript has a single exon. The coding region runs from base 109 to 1086 and encodes 325 amino acids. Lineage: Eukaryota; Fungi; Ascomycota; Pichiomycetes; Serinales; Debaryomycetaceae.
GCCUGACAUCCACCUAAGAUCAGCUUGCUGGGCUCGCCUAUUUAAACGUGCUAAGUGUGCAAGGUAUUGCUUCUAACUACAAUUUUUUCAACAAUUACAUCCCCAUCAAUGCCAGCCUUAAGAUCAGUCAACAAAAUCGUACACGCCCAGGAGCAAUCAGAGGGCGUUGGCGCUCGUGUCCGUCGUUCCAUCGGAGGCAUGAGUGCCAGAAACUUCACCCCGUUCCUCAUGCUUGACCACUUCUCCAGUGGAGGCACCAAUGGGUUCCCAGAGCACCCCCACUCUGGCCAAGAAACCAUCACCUACAUCUUGAAUGGAGCCAUGGCCCACGAAGACUUCACAGGCUCCAAGGGGAUUCUCUAUGCUGGAGAUCUCCAGUUCAUGACUGCUGGAAAGGGUGUGGUGCACUCAGAAAUGCCCAUUCCCAACGAAGACGGCUCGCCUACCGUUGGCUUGCAAUUGUGGGUCGACUUGCCAGAACACUUGAAGAAUGUCGAACCCAGAUACAGAGACUUGAGAGCAUGGGAGAUUCCGGAAGUGGUGCAGCAAGACGGAAAGCUCACAGUCAAAGUCAUCUCAGGAAAGAGUUAUGGUGUGGACUCCGUCAAGGAGUUGGCCUACACCCCAGUCAAUUUCUACUACUAUCAAAUGAAGCCAGGGUCCCACUUCACUCAAGAGCUCCAGAAAGACUUCAACUACUUCUUGUACGUGUUGAAGGGAAACAGCUUGGUGCUUAACAACGAGACCCAAGCCAAGCAGCACCACAACCACUUCUUCGGCGUGGAUGGUGAUGCCGUGGAAGGUGUCAACCCCGAAUCUGGGGACGACAUCGAAUUCGUGAUUAUCGGAGGCCAAAAGUUGGACCAGAAAAUAGUCCAACAUGGACCUUUUGUGGCCACCUCUCAAGCCGGUAUCCAAAAGGCAUUUGUGGACUACCAAUAUGCCCAGAAUGGGUUCGAGAACCUCAGAUCCUGGGAGUCUUUGAUCAGCAAUGGUGUCUCCAAAGAAAUGAUUGAGGGUCCAUUGGACGGUAACUUGGAAAAGAGAGAACAGACCAAACAAGCAUACUUGGCCCUGCACAAGUAAGAAAAUGGCAAAGAAUAUUGCACAGGCCGAUCUCAAAUAGGUCCCACUAGCAUUGUUACUAACUCUACAAAGUAACUAAAAGUUGUAUUUUAGGAUCGUAUUCCGUUUAAUUCUCUUAUGUACCAUACCAUUAA